UGCUCUUGCCUGGGGCUUGUGGUGAAAUCUGAGAGAAAGGAGCAGCAUCCGCAGCUUGUUGGAGGUGGGUGUGACAGGCAGCCAGCAUCUCUAGCCCAGAAACCCGACAGAAGAGCUUUUCCCCACGUCUGUAGGUUACCGGUCCUGCACUUGUGUCCAAGAUGGCAUCAGCUGAAGAUAUCCAGGUCAAGGAGCUUGAUAAGCGGGCGUCUGGCCAGGCCUUUGAGGUCAUCCUGGGUGCUCCAGCCCCGGAUGCUAAAGGAGAGUUCCCCCUGUCUCCUCCCAAAAAGAAGGACGUCUCUCUUGAGGAAAUUCAGAGAAAGCUGGAUGCUGCAGAAGAGAGGCGCAAGAAUCAUGAAGCCGAGGUUCUGAAGCACUUGGCCGAGAAGCGGGAGCAUGAAAAGGAAGUGCUACAGAAAGCUAUGGAGGAGAACAACAACUUCAGCAAGAUGGCAGAGGAGAAGCUCAAUCAGAAGAUGGAGGCCAACAAAGAGAACCGCACAGCCAUUAUGGCAGCUAUGAAUGAGAAGUUCAAGGAGAAGGACAAGAAGUUGGAAGAGGUGAGGAAGAAUAAGGAAAAGGAGCCUGGCUCAGAAGGCGGCUCAGAAGACUGAGGGGGAGCCACCGGGGGAUUGUAUAGGGUUUUUUACGUAUCCAAAGAUUAAUUUAUUUUUUGUUCAGCCAGUAUUGUUUUUUCACAACCCACCUCUUUUGGAAAUACAACUUCUACUUUGUGAAUUUUUUCAACUCUCCUGCUAUAUAAGUGUAGUUGCGCUCGUUCUACAUGUGGAUAAUUCCUCUGAGUCUGCUGUAAUAAUCAUGUAGCUUGUCGGUGCA
This is a messenger RNA of Poecilia latipinna (sailfin molly), 837 nucleotides long. Its product is annotated as stathmin-like. The record is from RefSeq and is a predicted model, not a curated record. Gene Ontology annotation, cellular component: cytoplasm; neuron projection. Gene Ontology annotation, biological process: neuron projection development; regulation of microtubule polymerization or depolymerization; microtubule depolymerization. The transcript has 5 exons. NCBI's taxonomy places the organism in Eukaryota, Metazoa, Chordata, Actinopteri, Cyprinodontiformes, Poeciliidae. The coding region runs from base 162 to 614 and encodes 150 amino acids. Gene Ontology annotation, molecular function: tubulin binding.